GUGUUUCUUGACGUUUUGGUUCAGCGAAUUACGGCAAAGUUACGAGGAAAAGGAUGUAUUUCCUGUUCUGAAACAAACGACUGAGAAGCUAAAGGAUAGCGAUUCAUCGAAAUUGACCUCUGACUUGACGCCCAGUCUUUCCGGGAAAAACACAAUUAUAUAUUGAAGAGAUAUUUCCUAACAGGGGAAGACUAAGUUUUCAAGUGCACAACAUCUUCUUUCUUCUCUUCUUCUCUGUAGUGGGUCCCAGAACCCACUUUCCUGAGCCGAGACAAGAAGAUUAACUAAAUGCGGAUACAAGUUAUACUCACCCAGAUCAACACUUCCGCGUGAUACUUAGUGAAGACUUGAGCGCUCUCCAACAUCCCCCUCCCUCAGGUUACAACUUGUGGACAACCUCAGUGGGAAGUUUUCCAUAAAGGUAUCAUACCUUCAUGGAAAAUAUGGCGAAUGAAGAUAUCGAUAAAUUUUGCGAAGAUGGAUUGCUCCUGAAAGAUUACAAGAAGCGUUACAAGGAAUUCUUUACUAGCGUGAAAAUAGCUACAAGAGGGAAAAAUACUAUCAAAGAUAGCUCUUGUUACAAACUUGAAACUUACCAUGACACGUACAGAUAUCGAAAGGCGUUACUGAAGGUGUUCAUUGACAAGAAGAAGUCGGAAAACUUCAAAUUGACCCAUAAAACGAUACCACAGUUUUUUCGCGAGCUUGAAGGUUAUACAUACGCAGAAGAGGCUGCAGAUAAACGCAAGGAAAGUGAAAGCGGAACUUCUCUUGUUAAUAUUUUUGGGCAGGAUGAUUUCAAGGUAGAGGGUGUUGUUAUCCGAAAGACAAACCGGGAAGCAUGGAUUUUGGUGAAUAAAACCUGCAUGUUUAAUGGAAAAAAGGAGUAUGAAAAAGUCGAGCUUCUUCUCGACCUUGAAACGUUUGGCGCAGAUGAUGUCAGCAGAGCAUUUCUUAAAGUGGGUGACAUUCUUGAGAUUGCAAAAGGUCCCAAAGGAACUGAAAUAGCUCUGGAGCCAGAAAUUAUUUGCUGUUACAAAUUAUCUGAGAAAGAGAUUGAAGCAUUUCUCAACCAUGUGCAUAGGGUAAAAAGUGAUGGGUCAUCUGCUGCUACAGCUGAGCUGCUAAGGUGUCAUGCUUUUUGGGAAUACAUCCUUCAACAUCCUUGGGAAGAUUAUAGCAACACAACCAAGAAAAAUUUUGCCCACAAUGUCUUACUUAUUAUUGAUAAGUUAUGCUCCAGUACUCAGAGAGGAAUGCUACCAACUGUUCAAGGAAUUGUUCAAGAAUUUUCAAAGAGUGCCUUCUUCAAAUUGGUCCUUCCUGAAAUAGUUGAGAAUUUAGCCAAAGAAAAUUGUAUCAGUGGAUCCUUCAAAGUGGUGCAGAAUGUUCUAGAACAUGUCCUAAAUGUUUCACCUUCCUCUGGUCGAAGAGUUCUACCCAUGGCAAAAGUUCUUGCUGAAAGCUUAGUGAACAGCUCUUGUGGGAAAUCUGCUGUAGACUUCCUGGAAAAGUUGUCACUGAUGGUUGCCAUUGCAGUGCCAGGGGUCCAUGCAGAUCUUGAGGCUUUUUCAUGGAGAGAUCUUCCCUUGCUGCUACUGAGUGAAGAAAUUCAUAAAGAUUCAACAAAAUCUAGAAAAACCGACUUACCAGUGAUCAAGAAAGAAGGCAAAUACCACUCAGAAAAAGAAUACUUGAACACUUACUUCACACUUCUAAGAGAGGAGUGUUUUCACAAGUUGAAGAAUGGAGUUUCACAGUUUUUGAGCAAAGGAAAGUGUGAUUCAAAAGAAGUGAUGAUGUAUAGGAUUACUCUGAAAGGACUACGCACUCUUAAACGAGAAAACUCUCCAACCACCAUGUCAAUUGGAUUGCAAUUUACUGUUAACUCAGAGGAAAGGAUUGACUGGGGAUCUGCAAGUUGGCUUGUAUAUGGAAAUCUACUGUGCAUUUCUUGUGAUGGCUCAUUUGAACAGCCUGUUUGGGCUGUAGUGGAAAAGGUAGACCAUGAACAAAGAGUGAUAUGGGUGACACUUUGUGGUGAUAAAACAAACAACAUAUCAGAGGCAGAAUUUGUAAUCAAACUACAAGGGAUAACGGAUAGUGGGAAAGAAGCUCACAUGGCUGAAAGCCAGACAUUUUACCUGUCUUUUGGUCCGGCUAUGGAUAUUUUGCAACACAAAGAUUCUGUUCCAUUCAAGGAUUUCUUAGUUCAUCCAGAGGCCAAUCACAUGUGUCAAGCUGAGUACGUUCGUAAAAUAGAAGCUCCUCCUGACUGGGGAAUCAUGUUUGAGUCUCCACCAAAGUCACAUGACCACGAGGAAUCUUCAGUGUACUCACUUGUGGAUGACUUUGAAAGGAUAAAAUUAUCAAAUAUCAAGGCAAAACUAGAUGAUACACAACUCGAUGCCAUUGACCUUGCACUUAAGAACAAAGUGGCUUUAAUUCAGGGACCUCCAGGAACUGGGAAAUCUUUUGUUGGUGUGUCUCUUGUUCAUUUGUUAUUGUCAAUGGAUGUACCGAAGACAUUUGGACCCAUUUUUGUUGUCACUUACAAGAAUGACGCUGUCGACCAUUUCUUGGAAGGGUGUCUAGAUUUAUCGCGUAAGCCCAGAAUUGUCCGUGUUGGAAACUCAUCAAGAUCAGAAAAGUUGGAGGACUGUCUCUUGUCUAACAUAAAGUCAAAGUUUGUGUGGUCUGAAGUUCUCAAAACGCAGAAAGAAAAACUCAGAAGUCAACUGCAAAAUAUGCAACAUCACGUGAAAGAGGCAUACUCGAAGCUUCAGGGUUCCUGUGUUUUUAAUGCUGAUAUGUUCAUCCAGACAGUAACUGAAAAACAGGUCAGGGAGCUCCUGAUAGAAUCAAAUGACCAAGCGGAGGUGGAUAAGCUACUCAAAGAGAGAAACAUGGAUGGGUCAUAUAAAUCUCACUUGAAAGAAAAUCUCUCUUUAAGAGAGGCACUAGAGGAGUGGCUUCCUGGACAAGAAGAAUUUGAUCGGUUUGUCAGGGGGAACGGAUUCCCAGGAACGAGUAGCAAACCGUCACAUUCAGUUACUGACGCAAAGUCAGAGCGCACAAGAACUAAAAAGCGAAAACUGGAUCAAGAACAGGAAAACCCCGAUGACUUCAGAGAGCCUUCUGUGGAGGAAGAUGAGCGGAUUUCCUCAGCCUUAGAGUACGAGUUUCCUGAUGAUACGCAAGACAUUUCUGACACCAGCACACAUGACUCAUUUGGAGAACGAAAACUUAUUCUCAUGGAUGAGGGAAAAGUUGACCCCUCCAUAAUAUGCUCAGAUGAAAGAAAUAUCUGGGUUCUCAAUCACCAUGAAAGGAUUCAGCUAGUGUAUGCUCUUCAAAGCUUGUAUGCUGAGAGGGCCCGUAUGGAGUUUCUUGAUGUGAGCAGGGAGGCCCAGGAGAAACAUCACCAGUAUACAACGUUGAGAAAUAAACAUGAUAUCGAUGUGAUGAGGCAAUGUGAAAUCAUUGGUAUGACAGUGACUGGUGCAGCCAUGAGAGCCAAUCUGCUGGAGGAAAUAAAGCCAUCAGUUAUGAUAGUAGAAGAAGCUGCCGAAAUCUUAGAGGGACAACUUGUGGCAGCUAUCCCGCCAUCCGUUCAACACCUUAUCAUGAUUGGUGAUCAUCAGCAGCUGAAACCUGUGGUACAAAACCCCAGACUCCGAAAGACUAAUAACCUUGAUGUCUCCAUGUUCGAGAGACUUGUGAACUGCAACAUUCCUUUCAAGCAGCUUGAGUAUCAAUGCCGAAUGAGAGACGACAUUGUUGAUUUGCUCCGAAGGCUAAAAAUCUAUAAGGAGCUUAAAACAAGGACGGAGCUAAUUCGCAACAAUGAUUUUCCACAUUGUGUGGAGAAGAGCAUGUACUUCUGCCGCCACACAAGGGAGGAGAAACCAUCAAAAGAUUCCCACAGCAAACGAAACGUCCACGAGGCCAGGAUGAUCACGGAAGCUGCAAAAACGUUUUGUCAACAGGGAGUUCAUCCAUCUAGAAUUACAGUACUUUGCGCAUAUCGAGGACAGGUCACUGAAAUAAAAGAUUUCUUCCAAUCCACAAAUGUUGAGAAAAUGGGUGAGAUUGAGGUGACGACGAUAGACGCUUUUCAGGGGCAGGAAAAUGACAUCAUUCUCGUUUCUCUGGUCCGCAGUAACAAUGAGAACAAGAUUGGUUUUUUGUCACAAAAGAAUCGUAUUUGUGUGGCAAUUUCACGAGCACGUUGUGGCUUGUAUCUCUUUGGUAAUCAAGCUCAAUUGGAGUAUAGGUCACCAGUCUGGAGGGCUAUCGUCAAGUUCAUGAAAGAGAAGGAUUGUCUCGUUAAAGAAAUUCCAUUUGUAACUGCUUCUGGUAGCCGUUCUGAGGGUGAACCCGAGAACAGUUCUUCUUUAGAUGGAAAACGACAUGGAGUUACAAACAUAACGUUGAAUGCGCAGAUCAUCAAUGCAAUUUUUGGAGAAGAAGGGACGUUGCAGUUUACAACUGACAAGUCUACGUCGGGAGAGAUGAUAACUCAUCAUUUUCCAAUACCUGCAUCUGGUGAGAUAAAUGUUCAGAGUCUGUCGUCCGCUGGGACGCCCUUACAAGAAACAGAGAAAUCGAAGGUCGAGACUGAAGAGCAGAGCAAAGAUGGAGGCAAAUUCCCUUUUCAGGAGGAAGGUUUUGAAGAAUUUAAAAAGGAAAAGCCAGUGCAAGAGACGCAAGUAUCAAGAGAAGCGCAAAAAGUGAAGGACGAGGACAUAAGAAAAGUGGGCGAAGACGAGAGAUUCCAACAAGAAUUUGGUAAAGGAGAGCCACUUCAAGCCGAAAACGACCGUUCCACCGAAGCAAGUGAAAGUUACAAAGAAGAGGCGUCACCCAUACAGGAGACGAUGGCCGCGGGUAAGGGGCCUUUUGAAGAGACUGGGCUUGAAGUUGGCGUGAAGAUACAGCAUUCGGACGAGAAGGAAUAGUAACUACUACCUGAUCUUAAUUUUCACCGGCAAAAAGAAAAUUAAUAGGAAUAUUUAUAGAAUAUAGCGUGUUCAUGGGAAGAUAUGCGUUUAACUUUGUAACUCGCCGUUAAUCCUGUGUAAACAACUAAGGCCUCCAGCUGUCUUCGUCGAUCAUAAUUUUUAACUUUUGAAAAUUUUAUCUAUGCACAACAUUUUGUGUGCCUAAGGUUUUAAGGGAUGCUAUUCUAAUUUGUAGAUUUUGCUAUAAUGAUGUUAUAAUCAAUGGCACUUUGUAAAGGAAAGCAAAGUCUGUACCUUGCCAGAGCUUAUCCUGGUUUCCUUAGCGUGAGGCGAGUAGGAGUACUACCCCUCCCCCCUGGAUUGGGGUGCUGGUUCUUCAGGGUGGAGAGAGGCACUGUGAUAGUAAAGUAUUUUGAUCAAGAACCGAACAAGAUGACCCGGCUAGCUCUCGAACCCAGACUCCAGCGCAUUAAUCAUUGGGCCACAGCGUGUUCCACUAAGUACCUUGUAGGUGGUUAAUUUUAGCGCUUACCAGUCAUUUACUUAAAUUAUCUUACCUACUAAUCUGAGGCAAGCACAAACUAGUACUAGUUUUAAAUCCGGCUGCAGGGGUUUCCUUUUUGAUAAUAAAUAAGUUAAUUAAUCACACAACAUUCAUGGAAAGCAGGCACUUCGCUAUUGUUUUUAUUUUGUUGUUAUUAGAUUUAAUUAAACAAUGUAAUUAAUGCAAUUUUAGUAACUACUUUAAGUCCUGAUGUUUUAUCUGUGUAUAAAUGAAGUUAAAUAAAUAAAUAACUCUCA
Molecule: messenger RNA, 5765 nt
Organism: Pocillopora verrucosa
Lineage: Eukaryota; Metazoa; Cnidaria; Anthozoa; Scleractinia; Pocilloporidae
Source: RefSeq, a predicted model, not a curated record